Messenger RNA from Ostrea edulis (European flat oyster), 3552 nucleotides. RefSeq lists its product as uncharacterized. Bases 234 to 848 code for a protein of 204 amino acids. The transcript has 4 exons. The record is from RefSeq and is a predicted model, not a curated record. Lineage: Eukaryota; Metazoa; Mollusca; Bivalvia; Ostreida; Ostreidae.
AAAGACAACACCACCUCAGCAACAGAUGGCGGGGGAUAAGUCGAUGUUUUGUAUAUUUUCAAGCUUGAUAUAAAAUACCAACAAACCUGAAAAACGUACACUUUGGACACUUGCCAACCUUAUUCCUCAACGAUGCUUCUGACCACUUAUUUGAAUUCAAGAUCAGUCUUUCCUCACUGAAAAAUCUGGAGUAAAUGUGAAGGUUUUAACCGUGGUAAUACACAGCAUCUGGAAUGGUCCUGGGAGUGGUUACCCAUGGUUCUAUCCUCAGCCUAUUGCUUUUAAGCGUUUUCUCGUUGUUUCACAUGAGUGAAAGUGAAACCAGAGGACUUCAUUUUCUGAAUAAUUGCAGCGGUCACAAGGUCCACGAUGUGUCCCCUGAACUGUCGUACAUGGUUAGCUGGGACGGGAAACAAAUGCCUUCAGAGUCGUGCAAGCUGAGUUUCUCGGGGCCGAUAGGGGACACAAUAUAUACUCGAUCUGUGUGUUACGACACCAUAUUCUUUUCAGUCAAAGACUGUCACGUGCAGCUAGAGUUUUCUGAGGAAGGUGGAACGAAAGCCAUGAACUAUUCCUGUACACAUAAACCAAAGGUUUGGUGUGCGGACAACAACCACAGAGCCACCAUCAAUCUACUGGGAGCCAAUUCAAAUCAGACGACGUCAUCGUCAUUCCGAAUUCUGGUGACAGCACAGAAGACUAACACAUUGUUGUACUUGAAGAUCGGGAUCAGCGUUGGACUGGUCUCUCUCUGUCUCGUUGGUAUACUGGUGGCUGUGUGCUGUUUCAAGAAAAAACAGAAAGUAGUAAAGGACUCUGAAUUAGAUUACACUCGGUUGGCAGAAUAGAGGGCAAAGAAAAAGAAAGAAAGAAAACAUUGCGUCGUUGUAUUUUUCUCAUUACACCUAUUGUCGUGUCAUCAUUUUUUAUGCCCCCGAGAUCGAAGAUCGAAGAGCAUAUUGUGUUUGUCCUGUCUGUCAUUCCGUCAUUCUGUCUGAAACUUUAACCUUACUAAUAACUUUUGAACAGCAAGUGCCAGUCGCGGAUUUAAGGGGGGGGGGGGGGCGCAGCCGGUCUGCGCCCCCUAAAAUUUUCAAAUUUAAGGUAAAUCGUAGUAUCUUGUUUGGAAAAAUGUACUAAACGAUAAAAGAAGCAAUAAUUUCUUCCACUCCCGGAGAAAUAAAUGACAAAAUCUUUUGAUUUCUUGAAUUACUUUAUUUGGGAGAAGUUAAUUUUUUCGAAAAACCCUUAAAAUUUGCGUCAUGUUAUUAAUUUCACCUUUUAAGAAAUGAUAGAAAGUAGUACAAAUGACUAAAUAGGAGACAUAUUUCAAGCCCUGUAAAAUCCAGGAGCUUCCGGGGGCUUCGUCCCCUGGACCCCCACCAGGGCUUUCUGCCUCAUAAAGUGGCACCCGCCGUAACUGCAAUUCCUGGAUCCGCCCCUGAGUGCUAGAGCUUUGACAUUUCACAUGAGUAUUCCUUGUGACAAGACCUUUCCAUGGGUACCAACAUUGUUUACCCUGUGACCUUGACUUUUGACCUACCUUUUAAAAACUUUAACCUAAUUGCUAAUAACCUUUGAACAGUGAGUGUUAAGGUUUGAUAUUUCACGUGAGUAUUCCUUGGGACAAGACCUUCCCUUGGGUACCUUGGCAUUUGACCUACUUUUUAAAAAAUUGACAUUGGUAAUAACUUCUAAAUGGUAAAUAUUAGAGCUUUCAUAUUGCACAUGAGCAUUUUUUGUGACAAGAUCUUUCUAUUGGUACCAAGGUAUUUGUCCUUCUGACCUUGGCCAUCUUUGCAAUUGGCCAUUAUCGGGGGAAUUUGUGUUUCACAAACGCAUCUUGUUUUCUGUUGUACACAUCUUGUCCUGAAAUUUACCCGUCGGUUGAAAAAAGAUUUGAAAGUGAAAAACAUUGAUAGAAUUAGAGAAUAAUCAUACAAUAACAUUGAUAGAGUUAGAGAAUAAUCAUACAAUAUUACAACAUUAAUAGAAUUAGAGAAUAUUUAAUACGAUUCCACUUUGCUAUCGGUCCUUUUCCUCUUUAGAAAAAAUACAUGUCUGUAUAAAAAUGUAAGUAUCAUUUUGAUAAUAAAGUUGGGAACAAAAAUUAUUUAUGUAUUUUCCAUUGAAAAUUACAGUUUGAUUUUAAACAAUUUUGUACUUUUACAGCAUAGUUAUCUCGAUAUAAAAUAAUUAGAAUUAACGAUUCUUAUUCUAGACGACAUUUCCAUAUUCGACUUCACAAUUCAUGAGUUUCGGAAAACAUUGCAUUUGUAUUAUUCAUACCUACAUGUAAAUUCAAUUACCGAUGUCCAUUAGUAAAAAUUAGUACUUGCUGUCUCGAGGACAUAAAAGCUUAGUAAAUCUAUGAUCACACAAGUAACGUCAUCGCAGAUAAGGGCUCUCCAAACGAAAAAAAAUAUCAAUAUUCAAUAAAUUACAUCACAUUUAUCAUAAAUGAUUUGAGAAUAUUAAAUAAAUGUCAACUCAUUUACAUGCUGAAGGUCAAACCACGUAAUAUUGAAUGUUUGAUUAAAAGGCAAUUAAAACUCGUUAGAUUAUAAACGAUGAACAAAAUAAGAAGAAGAAUGAAAAUAAUCACAAAGUAAAGAAAUUUUGACAUAUGAGGGAGUGUCUUGAAAUCAAUAGGUCAAGUUCACACGUGAAUGUGAAAUAUACAUGGCAGUUCCAAACACGAGUAAAUUAUGCACAUGAGAUUUAAAGGCUUUUUUAAAAUGGACAAUUGGUCUACAAUUUGCAGAACAAAUUGAAUGAACAGUUAUUGAAACUUAUGACCUUGGAUAAAGUUGAGAUGAUAUGAGCGUUUUCUAAUUUCAACUGUCAGCAUGCAUAAGUUUAAAUUUGGUCUCUUCUAAAAGUGAUAAACUAGCAUACAGCUGAAGAAAAUUUGUACCUAAAACCCCUUGCUGGUCAUUCAGAAUAUAGUUGUAUGAAAUAGGCGAAAGUCAAACAUACAAGAUGUUCCUACGGCAGUCCUAUGAACCCAAUACGAUGGCCACAAGACAAACAUCGACCGUCCUGGAUUUAUGCCUGGUUGUCGGACGACUGUCGUGCGCUAUUCCUACGACUGUACACAAAUGCACGGACGCCGUGCCAGUAUUUCAUUGUCGUAGGAUUAACUCACAACAGUAACAAAAAGGACAUCCGAUGAUGAAUCAGAAUCGUAGGGCGGUGUGAUUUUAAAACCAUGUCACGGCCUAAUCUUCCACCGUCGUGUGACAAUUUCUUGUGGUCCUAGGUUGUCGUCGAUUGUCACAGAUAAAUUCACUCUUGUGGUGUCGAGUGACAAUAGCGCGCCCUUCUACAAUUGAUCAAGCACAAUUUGACUCUCCAACAAGUCGUGCAAUUACCGACCGAAUAUUCCAGUCUAGUAAUUUUGGUAUAUCACAAUGCAUUUGUUUACUGCAAAUCUACAUACCUACCCAAAUAUCUUGUACAAAAUUCUAAUAUGCAUCAUUUAUAUUUUGGACUAAAUAUUUAGUCAUUUUAUGAAAUGCUUUUUGUGCAAAUAAAUUGAUGUUUUCUGGU